AUGUCAUAUUCACCUGCUAUACAUGACCCUAGAUCAUAUUGUGUUUUACUAAAUACAUCAAAAAAUUCUUCACACAAUUUUUCUAAUUUUUGUCUAUCUUCUCCCUGUACUGAGCUUUUAGAAAAGUCUACCUUGAAUGUCGGAUUUGCUUCUACAGUGUUUACAUAUUCAUUGACAUUAAUGUUUUCUACCUGUGUUAACCAUGGCUGUUCAUAAAUUGACCAAACCUCAUCAGCCAGAGCAAUGUGCAUUCCUUUACAUAUGUGCUUUGGUUCAGUUGUUG
This is a messenger RNA of Meloidogyne enterolobii, 283 nucleotides long. The record is from the annotation of a GenBank genome assembly. NCBI's taxonomy places the organism in Eukaryota, Metazoa, Nematoda, Chromadorea, Rhabditida, Meloidogynidae.